Messenger RNA from Lactuca saligna, 327 nucleotides. The record is from the annotation of a GenBank genome assembly. NCBI's taxonomy places the organism in Eukaryota, Viridiplantae, Streptophyta, Magnoliopsida, Asterales, Asteraceae.
AUGGAUGGUGGCGGGUCAUCUGGUGACGGUGCCGUCAUGGGAUACGAUGGCGGACCACCGGAUGAUGGUGCUGCCACAAGAGGUGGUGGCAGGCCAUCGAAUGAUGGUGCUAGUUCAAGAGACAGUGGCAGGCCAUCAGAUGAUCGCACUGCUUCAAGAGAUGGUGGCGGGCUGCCGGAGGGUGGCGUUGCUUCAAGAGAUAGUGGUGGGCUACCGGAGGAUGGCACUGCUGAAGUGUUGGUUGCUUCCAAUGACGUCAUCGGGUGUAUCGGGCUAUGUGGUGGCUCCGAUGGCUCACCCGUCGUCUUCUUCAUCAAGUGUGGUUAG